Hypanus sabinus (Atlantic stingray) is the source of this 3333-nucleotide messenger RNA. It is a transcript of the gene cog5, whose product is annotated as component of oligomeric golgi complex 5. The record is from RefSeq and is a predicted model, not a curated record. Gene Ontology annotation, cellular component: COG complex. Gene Ontology annotation, biological process: intra-Golgi vesicle-mediated transport. The coding region runs from base 66 to 2510 and encodes 814 amino acids. NCBI's taxonomy places the organism in Eukaryota, Metazoa, Chordata, Chondrichthyes, Myliobatiformes, Dasyatidae. The transcript is spliced from 22 exons.
CCCUCGGCGCCGCGUCACGAGCCCAGCAUGCUGAGCGCGAGCCCGGGUGGGGCGUGUUUGCCAACAUGGACGGAACCGGAGCCGCUCUGGGGCAAGACUCGGUGAAGGAGCUGCUUUUGGAUGAUUGCUAUGCAGACUUUAUGAAAGAAGAAUUUGAUGUCAAGACGUACACAGCUCAAUCAAUUCAUCAAGCAGUGAUUGUUGAACAGUUGGCAAAACUUGCUCAAGGAAUCAGUCAACUGGAUAAAGAGCUCCAUGUGCAGGUUGUUGCAAGACAUGAAAACUUGCUGGCUCAGGCCACUGGCAUAGAGUCACUGGAAGGAGUUCUUCAGAUGAUGCAAACUCGGAUUUCUGCUCUUCAGUGCACUGUUGACAGGAUCAGAGGAAAAAUUGUUGAUCCUUACAACAAGAUUGUUGCUCGGACUGCACAGUUGACCAGGUUGCAGGCAGCUUGUGAUUUGCUUCGAAGAAUAAUCCGUAUUUUGUACUUGAGUAAACGACUGCAAGGCCAACUGCAGGGAGGCAGCAGGGAGAUUACUAAAGCUGCACAAAGUCUCAAUGAAUUGGAUUAUCUUUCACAAGGAGUUGAUCUCUCUGGGAUUGAUGUUAUAGAAAAUGAUCUUCUUUUUAUUGCAAGAGCCCGACUUGAGGUUGAGAAUCAAGCCAAGCGGUUACUUGAACAAGGAAUGGAGACACAGAAUCCUACACAGGUAGGAACCGCACUUCAAGUUUUCUACAACCUUGGAACAUUGAAAGAGACCAUUAGUAAUGUAGUAGAUGGGUAUCGGCUGUCUCUUGAAGAUAAUAUUGGCAAUGCUUUGGAUAUAAGAGUGUUAACUCAGCCAAUUCAAGCCACCAUGAGAGGACCUGGACGAGCCACAAUGCCUCCUCCAGGCAAUACACCAGCUUUCCGUGCAGCCCUUUGGACAAAUAUGGAGAAACUAAUGGAUCAAAUUUGUGCUGCAUGUGGACAAGUGCAGCACCUACAGAAAGUUCUGAUAAAGAAAAGGGAUCCUGUGACACAUAUCUGCUUUAUUGAUGAAAUAACUAAGGAUAGUCACACAGACAUCUUGUAUGCUUUCUGGAACUCUGUUACUGAAAUGCUGACACUGAAAUUCCAGCAAGCUACAAAUGCAUCUACAUUUCUGAAGCAAGCAUUUGAAGGAGAAUACCCAAAGUUGUUGCGGUUAUAUAAUGACUUGUGGAAACGUUUGCAGCAGUACAACCACAGUAUACAAAGUAGUGUAACUACAGGAGGCUUUUCUGACUUGCCUCCUGAAUUCCCACUGGAGGAUGAAGAUGCACAAGAUAUAUUUAUGUUGAAGAAGCAGGAUUAUGAUCCUGAAAAGUCCUUGAAAGAUUCUCUACAAUUCUAUGAAUCUGCCUACCUCUCGAAGUCAUUAUCACGUCUGUUUGAUCCAAUCAACCUUGUCUUUCCUCCUGGGGGACGUAAUCCUCCUUCAGAUGAUGAACUUGAUGGCAUCAUUAAAACAAUUACAAGUGAAUUUAAUGUGGCUUCUGUUGAUGCAAAUCUGAGCCUGGCUGUUGCAAAGAAUGUUGCUAAAACCAUUCAUUUAUUUGGCGUGAAAUCAGAACAGCUACUGUCUACUCAGGGAGAUGCAAGUCAAGUGAUUGGGCCUCUAACAGAAGGACAGAGAAGGAAUGUAGCAGUGGUGAAUUCAUUAUACAAAUUGCAUCAGUCAGUGCUGAAGAUGCUGUCUACCCUGAGCUCUUUCCCUUCAGCUGUUGAACAAACAGUUAGAACAGCACUGGAGACAAUUCAAACUCUCAUGGGAUGUGCAAUACAGCCACUGCUAAAUUCUGUGGAAGAUUCAGUUGAAGCCAUUAUCAUCACAAUGCACCAAGAAGAUUUUGCAGGGUCCUUGUCUGGGAAGCCAGAGGUGCCAUGCUCUCUUUACAUGAAAGAAUUGCAAGGUUUCAUAUCACGAGUCAUGAGUGACUACUUUAAAAAUUUUGAAUGUGUGGAUUUCAUAUAUGACAGUACAGAAAAUAUUGCACAGAGGAGUAUUCAACUAUUUAUUCGUAAUGCAAGUUUACUGAGACCUCUUGGUGAGGGAGGUAAAAUGAGACUGGCUGCCGACUUUGCACAGAUGGAAUUAGCUGUGGCACCACUUUGCAGAAGAGUAUCUGAUCUAGGAAAAUCAUACCGAUUAUUAAGGUCAUUCAGACCGUUACUUUUCCAAACAAGUGAACAUAUUGCUAAUAGCCCAGCGGCAGGGGAUAUAAUACCAUACAGCACUAUUCUUCAUUUCCUCUUUACCAGAGCACCUACAGAUCUAAAGUCACCUCACCAGAGGGCAGAGUGGUCUGUAGCAAGGUAUUCUCAGUGGCUUGAUGACCAUCCAUCAGAAAAGGAUCGAUUAAUUCUCAUCAGAGGUGCUCUUGAGGCUUAUGUUCAAUCGGUACGAGCAAGAGAAGGGAAAGAAUUUGCUUCCGUUUAUCCAAUAAUGCUGCAAUUGCUCCAAAAAGCCAUGGCUUCAGUACAGUAAAUGUUUUUUUUCCUGAACCCAAGCAGGAUUUGCAGUCUGUUUAGAUAAUUCAUAAGUGUGACAUAUUAAUUGUUAUGAGGGGUGAUUGAUAACCUUGUGGCCUAAGGUAGAAGGAGUCAAUUUUAGAAAACCUAGCACAUUUAUUUUUCAGCAUACUCCCCUCCUGCAUUUACACACACAGUCCAGUGGUCUUGGAGCAUACAGAUCCUUCUUUGUAGAAGUCGGCGUCUUGGACCUCCAGAAGUAGUCCACAGCAGGUGUGAUUGAUAAGUUUUGUGGUCUAAGAUAGAAGUUCUGUAUAACUCAUCUCCUUCUACCUAGGCCACAAACUUAUCAAUCACCCCUCGUAGUUAUUAAAUUCCUAGUGUUAUAACUUUUUAAAUUUUAUUGGAAAAUUAUAUUUUACUUUUGAGAGCAGGAUAAUCUACUUUGGUAAAUUAGUUAAUGAGGUGACUUGGUUAAGGGAAAAAGAGGCUACUAUUUGAAUGAUGCAUAAGGUAUCCUUACAUCAAUUUAAGAAUUGAUGUUUAAACUUAAGAUUACCAUGAACUGACUGUGGAGGAUCCAAUUAUUAAACAAUAGUUUAUUGAACUUGGUAGAAAAGUGUCUCUAGGGCAUUGCUUCUAACAUACUGCCAUGAACCAAAAAUCAUAUGUAAAGUAAGCAUUUUAUUUAAUACACAAGUAGAUAUAAUGAAAACUAAUAACCAAAACUGUAAUUUAAAGCAGUGCUAAUUACAAUGCUGGGAUCAAAAGCAAAAUGUAUUUUGUGAGAUAAGCAUAACUUACAAAAUUGUUUAGAUUUAUUAAAGAUGUCAACUCUG